This is a messenger RNA of Drosophila novamexicana, 285 nucleotides long. RefSeq names its product POU domain, class 3, transcription factor 3-A. The record is from RefSeq and is a predicted model, not a curated record. The coding region runs from base 1 to 285 and encodes 94 amino acids. Lineage: Eukaryota; Metazoa; Arthropoda; Insecta; Diptera; Drosophilidae. The transcript has a single exon.
AUGACCGAUUUCCCAAUGAACGAUAUCCUAAGAUCGUUUAGAAAAAUGCGCAUGCAUAAGUGCUCCGGUCAAGGCACUCACCUGAUUCCGCAUCAUCAUCAUCAUCAUCAGCAUCAUCAUCAUCAUCAUCAUCAUCAUCAUCAGCAGCAGCAGCAGACCCAAAACUAUCCGCACUAUCAACAGCCGCCCGUUCAACAGUCCAAAGAUCUGAAAAAGAUUAUCAAAAUUAUCAAAAAGAGUGUUAUUAAGCAAAAAAUUACGCGAAAAAUGAAAAUUGUUGUCUAA